Molecule: messenger RNA, 1233 nt
Organism: Centropristis striata (black sea bass)
Lineage: Eukaryota; Metazoa; Chordata; Actinopteri; Perciformes; Serranidae
Gene: immp2l
Product: inner mitochondrial membrane peptidase subunit 2
Exons: 6
Coding region: 66-599 (177 amino acids)
Biological process (GO): mitochondrial respiratory chain complex assembly
Cellular component (GO): mitochondrial inner membrane peptidase complex; membrane
Molecular function (GO): serine-type endopeptidase activity
Source: RefSeq, a predicted model, not a curated record
GCACAGCCAAAAGCAGUGAAAGAGUGAACCUUUAUCUUCACUUCAUCUAGUGCACGAAUCAGGUGAUGGCUCAGCAGGCAACGGCGAGGAGGCGUUACCUGCGGGCGUUCGUUAGCGGCUUCUUUGUCGCCGUUCCCGUCACAGUCACCGUCCUUGACCGCUUCGCCUACGUGGCGCGAGUGGAGGGAGCGUCGAUGCAGCCCUUUCUGAACCCAGAGGGCGGCUCUGAUUGCGACGUCGUCCUGCUGAACCGUUGGAGCGUGAGAAAUUUCGAGGUUCAACGAGGCGACAUCGUCUCCGUCAUGUCGCCCAAGAAUCCCCAGCAGAAGAUCAUCAAGCGGGUCAUUGGCCUGGAGGGAGAUUUCAUCAGGACUCUGGGCUACAAGAACCGCUUCGUACGAGUUCCUGAUGGUCACUUCUGGAUCGAGGGGGAUCACCAUGGACACAGUCUGGACAGUAACAGCUUCGGACCGGUGUCCGUGGGGCUGCUUCACGGUCGAGCCUCCCACAUCAUCUGGCCACCAAAUCGUUGGCAGCGAAUCAAACCGUCUCUACCUGCAAACCGGGGACCGCUGGACACUGAGGAAGAAGACGAAUGAAGACACACAAAUGCUUUUUUUGUAACUAUGUUACUAUUAAAUAAUGCGUCUGUUAGUGUUUAAAAAGACAGACUUUAACACAGCUGUAUUAAUACAUUCAAACCACAUAUUGUAACUGUAAUUUUUUAUAAAAUGUCAACUUCAGGAGAAAACAGCUUCUUUUUGAGUUAUUGAGUGAGUCAUGAGAAUGUUUUAUGAUUGUUACGUAAAAUAGACUCAGUAUUUAGUUUUUUGUGUUCAUUUUUGGUAAAAUCUAGUUGUUACCGGUGAUGAACAGUUCUCAACUGACUUUCACUUCACAACACUCUCCUCUAUCUUUACAAACCGAGACAGUUUUUCAUCUCAGAGACAUCUUUUUGGUUUCUGCAUCUCUAGUGAGCUCAUGUUGACCCUCAACAUCAGCCAGGCGCACCAUCUACACCACUGGUCAAAAGUUUUAGAACACACCAACUUUUCCAGAAUUUAAUUGAAAAUGAUGCAGUUUAAUGUCUCAGUGUACUCUGAAAUGAAUGCACAUUUGCAACAUUUAAAAUUCUUUAUUGAGCAUGAUGGUGUUUUGAAAGUAAAAAAAAAGAUUCAAAAUCACAUUUUAUGUUGGACUAAAGGACUAAAAAAAGACACAAAAUGACCCAAA